UUCUUGUUUACAUUUUAUGUAAGGUUGACCUUGAUGACCCCCUCAGCUACCUCCAGUGAUGAAUCAAAAUCGUGUGGGCAGAACACUCCCUUUAUCUCAAAACUGGAUUUCCAUAUUUUUUUAAAAACUAUUGGCUGUUAGUUUCGGAAAUUUUAAUCCGUUUUUCUUACGUAAUACUGGAUAAUUUUUAGUAGCCUACCUUAUUCGGCCUUUUCAGUCUACUUUGGUUGGAAAUUAGUGUAACAUUCUUCUGUAAAUGUCAAAAGUCAAAGCUACUGAAUUUCCGCAUAGUCUUAUUAAUUCUAUAUCGUUCAUAAAACAAAACUGUGUAAGUUUAUUGAAUAUUGAUAGUUUUAAUUCUCAAAUAUUACCAAAGAUAGACCCAAAAUCAAGUCCAACUACUUCUAGUAUUUCAGCAGAACAGUGUACUCUGCAAAAACCUUUGCCUCAGAAUUUAAAGAGGCAAGUGGUUGCAGUUAAAAUGGCUGAUAUGUUUGUUCCUAGUCCAGGGUUAUAUAAUGUUACUAGUCCUCAUUCAUCAAUUUAUGAUAUGGACAGACCUGAUCAAAGUGCAUGUUGUGUUCCCACAUCUUAUUCAAACCCAAGUGACUCUAUUUUUUCUGAUGAAAUAGGCCUGGACGACAAACUAGAAGACAGUAACUUACAAAAUUACCUUACUCCAGAUGUAAUCAAUUCUCUUCAAGCUGCACAAGGAAUCAAUAACCCUUUAAACUUUUGGUCUGUAAAAAUGGAAAGUGUUCCUGUAGCAGAACUUAUUGACAAUUUGGACACCAAUCCAACACUGACUCAGCUGAACAUGGAACCAGAAAUGUCCUUCGUCAGUGACAUUUUGAAUUUGGACCAAGACGACAGCAAAAUGAGCUAUUCCUUGGAUUAUUUGUGUAGUGAUGUAACCAGUAGUCUCAUUGGUCAGUGCAAUUUGAACACUAUGUCAGUGAACUCUUUAGAAUCACCUUCAAAUUCAAUACCUUACACAACAAAAUUAACUUCACUGGACCCAGUGAAACUGAGUAAAGAAGGACAGAAACCACUGGCUCGUGUUGAACAGGAAUAUGUGAAAAGCACCAGUCAAAACAACAAAAGUAAUUUCCCUCCACGAGCCCAGCAGCCUACUCUCAUCGGUGUUGUGUCACCUGUAAAAAACAAUGAGGAUGACAGCGUGAGACAAUCCCAUACACUUCAAGAACUCUUGACCAAGAAGACUCUCAUUAAAACUGAACCAGAUUCAAACAGUUCAAGUGAUAAAACCGCUCAGAUUGUGCCAUUUUUAAACAUACUGAAAAUGAAAGGAGUGUGUCAGGUUAAAGAAGAACCUUUAUCUCCCCAAUCCAACAUUGUGGUAAAAGAUGAAUCCACUGAGGAAAAAUGGAAAGACAUUCAAAAAUUCAUACACAGUCCAGAACAGGAUAGUCCUGUCAGAAAAAGACGGCGCUAUGACUCUGGGAGUUCAAGCCAUAUUUCAGAGGAUGAUGAUGAAGAUGAUGACAGAGAUAAUGAUGACUCUGACUACGAUGAUGUUGAUUCAGAUAUUGAUGCAGACAUUGCCCAGAUUUCUCCAAAAGACUGCGAAUCUCUGGUGGCUACGGGUAAAAAACAGAAACAGUUCUUUUGGCAAUACAAUGUCCAGUCUAAAGGUCCUAAGGGGACUAGACUUAAGCUUGCUGUGGAGUCACCAGCUGACCCUCAUGUGUUGAAUGACUUUGAAGAUCCAGUUUUUGAUGAGUGUAACACAACUAUUGCUGGUAUCAGACAUGGAGGCAAAGCCAGAAAAGGGGAUGGCAAUGAGAUUACCCCAAACCCUAAAAAACUCUUUAUGAUUGGUCAUCAGUUGAUGAAGCUCAAUCGUCAAAUCAUGGCUUGUCAGUUGGGAGCUGAUGUGCCAACAGCCAAAAGAAAUGAAUCUCGUAAAGAAAAGAACAAACUGGCAUCCAGGGCUUGCAGGCUAAAAAAGAAGGCUCAGCAUGAAGCAAACAAAAUAAAACUCUAUGGUCUUGAACAGGAGCAUGGCCAGCUCAACUCAGUGCUUCACUAUCUCUGGCCUUACAUUCAAGAAAGAGCUAAAUGUAUUCUAGAACAAAGCAAACUUUCUUUGACCUCACCAUCUAAGUCUUUAACUAGCAUGUUGGAAGCUGCUAUUGCCCAGUCCAUCAAAGACAGAAUAGCUGGCAAUACUACAGACUAUGUUAACUCAGUUAUUUUGAAAGUUGAAAGUGGAGAUCAAAAUGGAGGCCUCACAAUCAAGAAAAGUCGCAAAUCAUAGUCGAGAACUCAGCACUAUAAAAAAAAAAAAUACCAGUCAAGAAAUGGGCUUUACUAAAUGAAUGUAUGUCUUCAAUUAAGACAUCCUGAACUUGCAUGGCACUCCAUAUUGCAUUCAGAAACAUUCUUUUACUUACUUAUGAAAAAAAACAUUUAAUUCUUGCAGUUUAAUUUUGAAACUCCCUAUGAAUGAAAAAUGCUUGACCUUUAAUUUUUUUAUUGCAAAGAUUUAUCAUAAUUUACAAAAUUUGUAUCAACAUAAUUUUUUUUUAAAGUGUUUUAAAAUAAUUUUAGUUUAAAUCAAUUAGGAAAAGGUUUAGUUUAUUUUGGGUCUCUUAAUAAGCUGUAUUAUUGCCUUGGGCAAGGCUAUUGUUACUGUACAUUUUUUGGUUUUCUAUUUUAAUUUAGAUCUGGUAUAUUUUUUUCUUCAGGGGGAAAAAAUGUAUAUUAAAAUAUAAAACUAUAGUUUUAUAGUGGUUUUGAUUUGUUACAAAUAAAAAAAAUGAAUACAAUAAUCAUUUAUGUUUUGAAACAAAACUUCUCCACAGUAAGAAAUCCUUUAAGAAAUAUAACUGUCAUAUUCCAUUCCUUUUUUUUUCCAUAUGUUUUAUGUGCAUAAAAAACUGUGUAUACAUCCUCUUGACAUAUGCAUUUUGUAUAUAAUAUGUACACCAUGUAUGUAAAUAUAGAAUUUUAUAUGUAUUACUGAUAAGCUUUACAUAUCAGUUCUGCUUUAAAAGUAGAAACCUUUGUAAUAUUUUUUUUCUUUUUAAAAAGAGUUGGGGAAAAUCUAUUGCAAGAUAUUACUUGAGGAUUGUUUUUAACAAAAAAUCUUGCCUCAUGAUUCAAUAAUAUUUUGUAAUAUGAAACUUAACAAAUAACGUUAAUUAUCUUGCUAUAGUGUUUAAUUUUUUAUUUUUUUUUUAGAUCAUUACAAAUGUCUAAGUAUUACUUUUUUUUAUAUUAAACUAUUUGCUGUUUACAUUUUUUUCUACUCUGUGACCAGUAUUAUUAGAGCGUAAAAGUUGUACACGUUCUUUUGUGUAAUAUUUCUGUUUGGACAAAUUAAUUUUUUACUACAUUUUCUUAUUGAAAAAUUAGGAACAGUUAGGCUAUGUUUUGGAGGAAAUAUUUGUAUGUUUCGUUUAUAUGAUCAUUAUAAAAAAUUAGGUGCGAUGCAUUUAGUCACUGUAAUUUUGGUGAUAAUGGAUUACGUUGCAGGCUUUUUAUUAUCUUGUGUUUUAUAUGCAACUAUAUAAAUACAUGUGACUCAAAAAUUGUCUUUAAAGUAAUAGAUUUUUUUUUUCAUCUUUCAUAGUUUACUUAUAUUGUACAUUUGCUUACAUCAACUGCUGUAAAUAUUCAAUGCUGUACUUGUACAAAUCUCAAAUGCUUUUGUUUUAAAGAAAUUAAAAAUGCAUACUUGAUUAAUUGUUAAUGAAAAAAGAACCGAUUGUGAUAUUAAUUUGUUGAUGUUACCACAGUUUCAUCUAAAUGAAUAAAAUGUAAAACCAUU
Molecule: messenger RNA, 3796 nt
Organism: Biomphalaria glabrata
Lineage: Eukaryota; Metazoa; Mollusca; Gastropoda; Planorbidae
Product: CREB3 regulatory factor-like
Exons: 7
Coding region: 257-2281 (674 amino acids)
Biological process (GO): response to unfolded protein; regulation of transcription by RNA polymerase II
Cellular component (GO): nucleus
Molecular function (GO): RNA polymerase II transcription regulatory region sequence-specific DNA binding; DNA-binding transcription factor activity, RNA polymerase II-specific
Source: RefSeq, a predicted model, not a curated record